UAUAUUUAGCUAUAAAUGUAUCACCGUUAGUAUGUAAACUAAGCGUUGAAUGCAAACUUGAUAGCAUGUUUCUAUGGAAACCCUGGCGUUGUCCAUCUGUGUAAUUAUUCCAGGUACAAAAUUGGUUUGUGAAGAACAAAAAGUAAAGUCCUGCCCACAAUGACAAAAAAUGAUUACACAACAUUUAGCUACCUCCGACACAUGGGUAUCAUACCAACAUAUAACACACAGACAUGGACCUUAAUGAAAAUCAAAUUUGACUUGGCCACCCCAAAGUGGACAAAUAUGUGAAUAAGGAGGGCUUUAGGACAAAGCUCUCUUACGCAAGUUUUCUAGAUCAUUCCCUAAAAUAAAAACGCGCUUGAGAAGGAGGCGUGAACGCAUGGUCCGGACCAGAAGACAAAGCAUCCUCAGUUCUGACCCAAGCUGACUGGACAGAGGGUUGAGGGAAUCUCCUAGCAGAGAGCAUCAUGGGAGGAGCCGUGGUAGACGAUGAGCCUAGUGAUGUGAAGGCGCCAGACGGAGGGUGGGGCUGGGCCGUGCUGGCCGGAGGGUUUGUCAUCACUGGGUUCUCCUACGCCUUCCCCAAGGCUGUCAGUGUGUUUUUCAAGGAAUUGAUCAGGGAGUUCGGAGUGGGAUAUAGCGACUGUGCAUGGAUUUCUUCUAUACUGUUGGCCAUGCUCUAUGGCACAGGUCCACUGUGCAGUGUGCUGGUGAACAAGUUUGGGUGUCGGCCAGUGAUGAUGGUGGGAGGACUCUUUGCCUCCUUGGGAAUGAUUCUGGCCUCCUUGGCCACCAGUAUCAUACAUAUCUACCUCUGUACUGGAGUUAUAACAGGUCUGGGCCUAGCACUGAACUUCCAGCCAUCUCUGAUCAUGCUGAAUCGUUACUUUAGUGAGAAGAGGCCUCUAGCUAACGGACUAUCUGCUGCCGGGAGCCCCGUGGCCCUCUGCUGCCUCUCGCCUCUGGGACAGGUGCUGCAGUACCACUACGGUUGGAGAGGCGGCUUCCUCAUCCUGGGAGGUCUGCUGCUCAACUGCUGUGCAUGUGGGGCCCUGAUGAGGCCCCUGGUGGGCCCCAAGAAGCCCCAGGACCAGGAGUUGCAGGCUGUAGACCAAGCAGAAAAAAAGCCUAAUCCUCAGAAGAAGCUCCUGGACUUUAGCGUAUUUAAAGACCGAGGUUUUCUCAUCUAUGCCAUAGCUGCGUCCAUCAUGGUACUGGGUCUGUUUGUGCCCCCUGUGUUUGUGGUGAGCUAUGCCAAGGAGAUGGGAAAUGAAGACACCAAGUCUGCCCUCCUCCUCACCAUCCUAGGGUUUGUUGAUAUCUUCGCCCGGCCCACGUGUGGGCUGAUCGCGGGGAUGAAGUGGGUCCGUCCUAGGUGUGUGUAUCUGUUCAGCUUCGCCAUACUCUUUAAUGGCAUCACCGACGUGGUCAGCUCACAGGCGACAGACUACCCUGGUCUGGUGGUGUUCUGUAUAUUCUUUGGGCUCUCUUACGGGAUGGUAGGGGCGCUGCAGUUCGAGGUUCUCAUGGCCAUCGUGGGCACCAAGAAGUUCUCCAGCGCUUUAGGAUUGGUGUUGCUCAUGGAGGCAAUCGCUGUGCUGGUGGGACCGCCUGGAGCAGGUCGUCUGCUGGACACUACCCAUAACUACAUGCAUGUGUUCCUGCUGGCUGGCUGUGAGGUCAUUCUGGCCUCCAUCGUCAUCUGCCUGGGCAACUUCCUGUGUAUCAAGAAGAAGCCAGACGAGCCCGAAGCCCAUCUAGAGAAUGGAGCCCCCGCAGAGAUGGAGAAGCUCAACAGCCUGCCAGAGGGAGGGAAGACUGAGAGCGAGCAGCCGGACGGGGUGAGGGCCUUCUCGGGAAAGGCGAUGGAGGGAGCAGAGAAGAGUGGAGGGGUGGGGAACCCAGAGACAGCUCUGUGAUAGAGGGGAGAUUGUUAAUGAAUUACGGAGAGAGUGACUGAUGAGCUCGAAGCACCAAUAAGGAAGACAUGAGUACACACUCUGACGGAGGGAUGGAUUGCGGUGCGCUGUACAUGUUUGGUGUUGUAUGCUUUAAUAUGCACAGUGUCACGUAGUGUUGUUUUUACAGUAACAUCUAGUGUUGAUUCAGGAGUUAAAUUAACUCUGUAGGUGUUAAAUUAACUGAGUGGUGUAAUAGAACCCCAAUGUUGAUGUUAAUAACCAGUUUUGACUCCAAUCAUUAUCAUAUUUCCCAGCAUGGUAAAUUGUAUGUUUCUUUGUUUUAUGUUUUUGCAGAUAAUUAAUCUUGUUCUACUCAAAUAUUACGUAAAUUUUUCUAAACUAAUCCAAUAUGUUACCUGGACUUAUUGCACCCGUUACUGAAAUGGUUGUUCCAGUUUAGAUACUUUUGGUAGUCUCCUACAGUAUCUUAGUAUUCCUAAUCCUGGCAAUCAUUCUGAAUAAAAAAUGAAACAUUCCAAAUGUUGGGUAUCCCACUCUGGCUGGAUUCCAAUAUGAAUUACAAAUCACUUUGCAAGCCAGCAUAAAUCGACUUGCAGGCCAAACCAUGAGUUUCAGGCCACUCUAUUAGGAUACAUCUAGCCCCUCAAAAUAUGGCCUUAUGAAAUAUGUAUUGUCAUAAAGAAUUCAAUUUUAAUGAUAACAUUUGCUUAGGAUCUCAGUUGGUGAAGGCCACAAGACGGAAAAUGAUCAAAUGCAACAACCAUGUCUCUGUCACUAACAAAUACAGUCAUGGGUGGCAACUCCACAAUUUACUUAAAAGACAACCUGGGAAAUAUGCAAAUAAGGCUUAUACUAAGCAGUUUGUUAAUUUAACACUGGAACGUGUGGACCCAUAUAGACACUGGAAGAGUGGUAGAUUUAACACUGGAACGUGUGGAUCCAUAUAGACACUGGAAGAGUGGUAGAUUUAACACUGGAACGUGUGGAUCCAUAUAGACACUGGAAGAGUGGUAGAUUUAACACUGGAACGUGUGGACCCAAAUAGACACUGGAAGAGUGGUAGAUUUAACACUGGAACGUGUGGACCCAUAUAGACACUGGAAGAGUGGUAGAUUUAACACUGGAACGUGUGGACCCAUAUAAACACUGGAAGAGUGGUAGAUUUAACACUGGAACGUGUGGACCCAUAUAGACACUGGAAGAGUGGUAGAUUUAACACUGGAACGUGUGGACCCAUAUAGACACUGGAAGAGUGGUAGAUUUAACACUGGAACGUGUGGACCCAUAUAGACACUGGAAGAGUGGUAGAUUUAACACUGGAGAAUUUGCUGUGUACAGACCAGCACGCAUACCAGAAGGAACACAAUGUUUUCUGGAAUCGCACUGCCACACACACUUGCAGGAACCAAAGAGCACGCGCACACACACACCCAUACAACCUUGAACUAACCAAUGCUUGUCACUGCCUGACUCAUCAGUUGUUGAUACAGAAAAUAAUAACGAACAACUUCAUUUCCAGGACAUUUCCACAGUGACGGUAUUUGUUUAUGGAGACACUCCCCAGUGAGGAGAGAUUAAAGAAACUAAGGAAUUCUUCUUUACUCCUGAGUGACAGUGUCUUCCAGUGACGUGAGAUCUUGAAGUGACUUCUUCCCAAAGACAAGAAACAUCUCUGUAAGAGAAGAGUUUAAUUAUUAUAAUGAUUUUUUAAGACCUCGAGCUGGUUUCCCAAGCCCAGAUUCAGCUUAGUCCUGGACUGAGACUCAUGCUCAAUGGAAAUGUUUAAUUGAAAGUGUUUUUUAGUUCAGGACUAGGUGUGAUCUGUGUCUGAGAAAGUAGCCACAAAAGUAUUAUUUCAACUACCCAUGUUGUGGCAGGUUGCAGGCAACAUGGGUUAUUUUAUGAUUGAUGAUUGAUACUAUUUUAUUAAAGGUCCAAUGCAACAGUU
Molecule: messenger RNA, 3873 nt
Organism: Salvelinus fontinalis (brook trout)
Lineage: Eukaryota; Metazoa; Chordata; Actinopteri; Salmoniformes; Salmonidae
Product: monocarboxylate transporter 4-like
Exons: 7
Coding region: 471-1922 (483 amino acids)
Biological process (GO): monocarboxylic acid transport; transmembrane transport
Cellular component (GO): membrane
Molecular function (GO): monocarboxylic acid transmembrane transporter activity
Source: RefSeq, a predicted model, not a curated record